Messenger RNA from Enhydra lutris kenyoni (northern sea otter), 1059 nucleotides. RefSeq names its product serine protease 42-like. The transcript is spliced from 5 exons. The record is from RefSeq and is a predicted model, not a curated record. Gene Ontology annotation, biological process: proteolysis. Gene Ontology annotation, molecular function: serine-type endopeptidase activity. Lineage: Eukaryota; Metazoa; Chordata; Mammalia; Carnivora; Mustelidae. The coding region runs from base 1 to 1059 and encodes 352 amino acids.
AUGGCGUCCCUGGGCGGCGGCUCCCUGGGCCUCCUACUCUGGCUCCUGCUCCUCCAGCCUCGGCUUGGUGGGGCGCAGGGCGGGUCCACAUCGUCCCCACCCUCCUCGGCGCCCACCUCCCCAUCGUCCUCGGGGGGCGGCCGUGAGGGCACCAGUGCAACCGUGUGGGGGGCCGAGGGACAGUCUGCGACCCCGGAGCCCCAAGAGGCUGCCAUACUCUCCCAGCUGUUGGAACUGAUCCCAGGGUGUGGCCACGUCGUUGAGAACACCACGGGAGGAAAGGAGGCCGAAGAGGGGAAGUGGCCUUGGCAGGUGAGCCUGAGGAUGAACCAGAAACACGUGUGCGGAGGCUCCCUCCUCACAUCGCAGUGGGUGCUGACUGCAGGCCACUGUAUUUUAAGCCAUUUCCGCUACAGUGUCAAGAUGGGAGAUCGGAGCGCCUAUAAGGAAAUCACCAGUGUGGUGAUCCCGGUCAGGAACGUCAUCGUCCAUCCUCGACUCUCGGUAGUUGGAGCUGUUCAAAAUGACCUUGCCCUUCUCCAUCUCCUCUACCCUGUGAACUUCACUGUGACCGUCCAGCCUGUAUGUAUCCCUCAGAAGACUUUCCAGGUGGAAGCUGGGACCACGUGCUGGGUGACUGGAUGGGGCAAAAAAGAACAUGGUGGCGACCUCAUUACGGGUGUUCUCCAGGAGGUCGACCAAAACAUUAUCCUCCAUGAAAGGUGUAAUGAGAUGGUUCAGGAAGUCAUGGCAACAAAGAAGAACAGAGUCCUGGAAGGGAUGCUCUGUGGCUAUAACGGAGCUGGAAAGGAUUCUUGUCAGGGAGACUCUGGGGGUCCUCUGGUCUGUAAAUAUAAGGAAACAUGGGUCCAGGUGGGAGUCGUGAGCUGGGGCAUUGGCUGCGGUCGUGGAAAUAUGCCUGGAGUUUAUACAGAUCUUGCUGUCUAUGCGGAGUGGAUAGCUGGAGUGAUUAAUCAGGCCUCCUUUUUGUAUCCAGUGGUGUUCCUCAUCCCACUUCUGUGCCUGGUGCUGCCCCUGGGCAUCCUGGUGGCCCCGUGA